Messenger RNA from Sinocyclocheilus grahami, 946 nucleotides. Its product is annotated as chitobiosyldiphosphodolichol beta-mannosyltransferase-like. Gene Ontology annotation, molecular function: mannosyltransferase activity. The transcript has 7 exons. The record is from RefSeq and is a predicted model, not a curated record. The annotation marks the transcript as partial. Gene Ontology annotation, cellular component: endoplasmic reticulum. Lineage: Eukaryota; Metazoa; Chordata; Actinopteri; Cypriniformes; Cyprinidae.
CAUAAUCAGGAAAACACAAUGGCGGAUGCCAAUGCGGCUGUAGCUGUAGUGACUCUUUCAGUGGUUCUGUUAGGACUUGUGUCGGGGUUAAGCUUAUCGUGGGCUCUUCUACCAGUCGCUGUAGUUGUGCUUAUUUUUGUACUAGCCAGUGGAUUAAAGGGACGAGAUGAACUUGCACAUUUGAACGUUUGCGUGUUGGUGCUGGGAGAUAUAGGGCGCAGUCCUCGCAUGCAGUAUCAUGCGCUCUCUCUCAGCAGACACGGAUACAGUGUCACCCUAAUUGGCUUCCUUGGUAGUAAACCUCAUCAAGACAUUAUUGAGGAUGACAGGAUAGACAUACUUCCCAUUUCAGAACUAAAGGGACUUACAGUUGGCCCCAGAAUUUUCAGGUAUGCUUCAAAGGUGAUAUUCCAGUCUUUCCAGCUGUUCUAUGUGUUGAUGAAGAUUGAGGACCAAAGCUAUAUCCUUAUGCAGAAUCCUCCUGGACUGCCAGCUAUAGCAGUGGCAUGGGCAGCAAGUCGUUUCAGGGGAAACCAGUUCAUCAUAGACUGGCACAACUAUGGAUACACCAUAAUGGCUCUCACUCAUGGGAAGAAUCAUUUCAUUGUUACGUUGGCAAAAUGGUACGAGAAGCUCUUUGGACGUUUCUCGGAUAAUAACUUAUGUGUCACUAAUGCAAUGAGAGAAGAUCUUCGGAAAAACUGGAAUAUUGAGGCAACCACAUUAUAUGACAAGCCACCACCGAUAUUUAGAGAAACGCCUCUGAAACUUCAACAUGAGCUGUUUAUCAGAAUGGGCAGUACUUACUUACCAUUUAGGCCUAGUCCUGAUGUCACUAAAGAGUACAUUGAACUGACAGCCUUCACAGAGCACAAUAGUCAGACAGGUGCUGUGACGCGCUCUGCUGGACGUCCUGCUCUGCUUAUCAGCAGCACCAGCUGGACUG